Labrus mixtus (cuckoo wrasse) is the source of this 4338-nucleotide messenger RNA. RefSeq names its product mucin-2-like. Bases 1 to 3900 code for a protein of 1299 amino acids. Lineage: Eukaryota; Metazoa; Chordata; Actinopteri; Labriformes; Labridae. The transcript is spliced from 4 exons. The record is from RefSeq and is a predicted model, not a curated record.
AUGCAGUCCACCCUCAGUUUCGGGUUGGUUGGCGUGGUCUUACUCACGUUGGCUACGCCUACACUGGCGUUCUCCCGCGGUGCUAGCAAAGCCUCCUGCCAUGAAAUGGUUCCAGGCCACAUCCGCGCUCAACCUCAGGACCCGCAGCACAGCCACGUCACCCUGCGCACAUCUGCCUCUUCUUACCUGCCUGGACAGCUAGUAACAGUAACUGUCCGAAGCUCUCGAAACUUCAUGGGUUUCCUGCUCCAGGCUCGCAGGGUGGAGGGUGCCGGGUUCAGGGCUGAUGUCCGGCCAAAGGUUGGGGUCAGGUUUAAGAGAUUGGGCCAGGUGCUGGAUGGUGGUUCCUGGGCCCUCACUCCCCCAAGCACACACGUGCUUCGCUGCUUCUCUGAGGGUGACACCCUUACUCAUUCUGACAAACAGCUGAAGAGAAACCUCUCGUUUGUUUGGAAGGCUCCCGAUGCACCCAUUGGAGAUGUUAAAUUCUAUAUCACAGUGGUGCAGUCUUACUUUGUAUACUGGGCGGGAAUUGAGUCUAAAGUGGUGCGUGAUGGGAGCCGUAGUCCUUGGAAUGGAAGUAGCAUCACAGGAAUGGACGGAGGGAAUUUCAAUUUUGCACAGCAGGAAGAAGAAGUUACUACUCUGCCAGCUCUCCAAGUCCAUGGAACAUCAAACAACCAAACAAAUGAGACAACCAGCCCUGCUACUACCCUAAGGCCCCCCACAUUAACAACCAAUAACAAAUCUGAGGAACCACUAACAGAAGCAACUCAGCCAGUCUUGGAGAUGAAAUUUCCCGUAACUUUGGCGUCACUACGAGUUGACCAUCCCUCAAAUCAGGAGAUCACUGAAAACAACAUCGCUUUGACUUCUGCAUCUCUUCAAAAUGCAAACAAAGACAGUGACACUGACAUCGACGCAUCUUCAGGAUCCCUCUCAAGAGUAACUGAAAAGGCAGGUACUAACACAGAAAGGCCUGUUACUACCUUAGGGUUAUCCACGAUAACAAAAAGAGGAACCCUAAGUUUUAAAUCUAAGGAAGGACUUAGAGAAGCCCUUCUUCCGGACCUGGAGGUAAAAAGUUCUGCUACUUUGGCAUACCUUGGUGUUGACCACCUCACAAAUACAGAAGCUAAUGAAAGGAGCACACCUAAGAAUUUAGGAUUACUUGGAAAACUAAGCACAGAAAGCGAGACUGGCACAUAUGCAACUUCAGAAUCCCUUUCAGGUGUGACUGAGGAGGCAGAGACUGACGAAGGAAGCCCUGUUACUACCCUAGGGCCUUACUACCCUAGCAGCAAUUCACAGGACAAACGUAUAGUUGUCACUAGUCCAGUCUUUGAGAUUAACAAUUCAGCAACUUCAGCAACACUUAGAGUUGACUUGUUGACAAAUCAGGCUGUCACUGAAAGGAAACCCCCCAUGUACUUAGGAUCUCUUCUAAAUUCUAGCAAAGGAAUUGCUCCUGACCCCUUUUCAACAUCAGGAUCACUCUCAAGUGUGACUAAAGAGACAGGCACUGACACAGGAAACUUUAUUACUCAGACUGAUGACCCCAAGAAUUCUCUUUUCCCAUUCAACCACCUUUCAUUCACAGCCUCUUUAUCCUCAGCUGAGGGUGGAGGGACGGAAGGUACGACCACAUCUUUGCCCAACAACACAGAACAAAAUUCAACCAACCCUCUUCCAAAUGCUUCCCCCACCCCACUUAAGAAUGGUGAUAUUGAAAGACAAGGGACAUACUUAAAUGAUCCAACAGAGCCAACUGUUACUAAAACAAAAGAUACAGUAUUUAAUCCUCAGACCAACACCACAGUUAAACCUUUAACCAAUUAUAACUUUCAUGUCUCAAAUCCUCCAAGAUCAACAUCCCAGAAUCCAACAAAAGCAAUCAAAGACAAAACUAGUUCAGUUAAAUUCAAGACCCAGAGUACUUCCUCUCAGCCUUCAAAGAUCAACAUAUCUGAGACUAUUAUAGAUCAACCUAGGUAUGAAAUGGGUAGCCAAUCCAUGCCCCAGCACCAACAUUUUUUUGUGUUUAACUCUGAGACUUCUUCAGCCAACCCUUUUCAUCAGGAUCAAACUUCUACAUCCAAACCUCUUCUCCAAACCCAAACUGGUACCAGUCAAAACAUUUCCUACUACAAGGCAUUAACUAACACUAUUCUCCAAUCAAAAUCUCCUUCCUUUCAGUCCACUCUCCGGGUCCACACAACAGAAUCUUUUACCCAGGGGAAAACUCACCAGUUCUUUCCCAACAAAAACCUGAAUGCUCAAUCACCCUUUGAGCCUGUGAGUAAUUCAUCCAAUCAUCAAUCUGAAAGUAGCCCAUCUGUAUCCGAAAUUACCCAAAGCCAAACCAAUCCACCUCACAUUCAGUCUGAAACAAGUACACCUCUAAACAGCACUCCUGAACUUCAACCUUUGAGCAGUUUUCCUCAUGCUGUUCCCCAAACAAACCCAACUCCAACCAAGGGUCAAGCUGACAUUUCUCAGACAGACCAGUCCCAAUCUGACAAAACACACAAAGCCUUAAGUAGCUCCCCACAACCAUUGUCCCAGCCCAAUUCUCCAACGGGUGCACUGAAAGUACCUACCAAAGAGUGGACCCAAACUCCAUCCUCUGUAACUCCUCAGCCCUUUAUGUCAAGGGUUGACCCAACCUUCACAAUUGGUGAGCGUGAAGACGUCAAACAUCCUCAGUCUAAGACAAAGAUCAAAACCAUGAGUCCAAUCUUUGCCUCUAAUUCCCCCAACAAUCCUUUUCCAGUUUCAGUGUCUACCCACCGUAGUCCCAAUACUCCUGGUUCAACCCAGAGAUCCCCACAGUCUUCUCCCACCCAAGAAUCUAUCUUACCUUCUCCCUCUUCAACUGCCAUGCAAAACCAACCAAAAACAGCUCCUUCCCUUUCUGCCCCCCCAUCUCCUUCUCCAAUCUCCAUUCCUCCCCAUUUUACCUCCGUGCAACCUUCCUCUCCUUCUUCUAUGCCACCCUCUUUCAGUACGUCUGCUAUACCUUCCUCAAAGUCCUCCAAUAAUCCAUCACCUAUAGCAGAUUUAACUGCCUCUGCCUCUUCUCUCUCAACCUCAAACACAGGUUUGACCUUUUCAUCUUCAUCUUCUUCCACCAUCUCCCCAGACAUAUCCUCCUCCUCUGCCAUUGGCUCAUUACAUUCCUCCAUUUCUCCUUCUUCCUCAACCCUGACUACUUCUCGAUCAACAGCUUCUUUUCUGGGUUUCCCACCUUCCUCCAACUCAUCUGCAACCCCAUCUUCUUUAGAAUCCGCCCAGACUACCACCCCUCACCCAGGACCUUCUCCAGCCCCCCGACGGUCCCUCGCAUCAACCUCCACCCCUGUGCCUUCUCAACAUCUCACCCUGGGCAAGAAGUUACGAAUCCAGAACCAUAUUUCAUCAUCUUAUUCUGAUCCCAAUCUCAACCAACCAACCCCUAGAACGGUGGUACACCCAAAUCCUGAACCCCAUCCAAACCAGGAUCCAAAUGUCAAACAAAAUUUUGGCCGCAAGUUAAAACCAAACAUUCCCAAAGCCGAUACCAGACCAAAAGCCCCCUUGAAUCCCUCUAUUGCUCCAGGAAAGGAGGGGAAGUAUCCAGACAUUAUACCCAGACACACUGCCUGGGAAUUGGGCAUGCUUCUGGGCUGCUCAGCUGGCUUGGGAAUGGUCCUUGUGGUUGGGGUAAGGUACAUAUACCGUCAGGCCUGUGGUAAACGGACAGAGGUGUCAUUUAACGACAGGGAGAGAGAGUAUAGUAGAGGAGAGAGAGGCCUGAUCCAUGUCCAGGAGUGUGGAGAUUUGGUGAGAGUUCAGAGAAUCAGAGACAACAGUUUUGUUCUUCUGGCAGAGUAUGAUUUAUUGGCCUCGCCUGGAGACUGAAAUACAGACUACUUAAAGAAACAAAGCUAGUCUUGAUACCAGGGCUAACGGAAUAAAGAAUCAAUUAGCUUAAUGCUUAAUGAGGGCAAUGUUGGUUGGCUGUUGUUGUGGUUCAAAUAAGUUAUUAUUUGUGGCCAUUCAGACUCACUAGGUAGCCAGUCUUUUUUGUGAAGAGUUACGCUAAAAAACCCAGAUAAAAAGAUCUUUGGUACCUGUAAAAGUAUCUUUGGAUCAGGGUAAGUUGACACACACCAUUUGGUGGGAGCCAUUUUUGAUAAACUCUCAGUAUAUCUCAGAAAAAUAGAAUCAUGCAUUAACAAAAAAAAUACGGCUAGAAACCCAAGGACUGUCAGGCCAGUUCUAUUUCAGGACUAGGUGAUACAAUCCCUUGCAACCUGCAUUAAACCUAAGAUGAUGUGAGUGGGGAUGAUCGUGCCU